Messenger RNA from Benincasa hispida (wax gourd), 468 nucleotides. The record is from RefSeq and is a predicted model, not a curated record. NCBI's taxonomy places the organism in Eukaryota, Viridiplantae, Streptophyta, Magnoliopsida, Cucurbitales, Cucurbitaceae.
AUGAGUCCUCAUAUAGAGGACAUUUUGGGGGGUAAAGGACUGCAGCAAAAGUCUUACAGUGCGGCUACUUUUGGCCAACUCUAUUCAAGGAUGCCCAUGCCCAUGUUAUGCAAUGCGACAGUGGCAACUGCUUAUCACCCACAGACUAAUGGGCAGGAAGAGAUCUCUAACAGAGAGAUCAAAACGAUCUUGGAGAAGAUGGUUAAUACUGCCAGAAGAGAUUGGUCACCCAAGCUUGACGAGGCACUUUGGGCUUACAGAACUACCUACAAAACACCAAUUGGCAUGUCUCCAUACGCCCUGGUCUUCGAAAAAGCUUAUUAUCUGCCGCUCGAGUUGGAACACAAGGCAAUGUGGGCAUGCAAGAAACUGAAGUUCGAUUUAGCCAAUGCGGGGAAAGUUCGGAAGUUACAAUUGAAUCAGUUGGUCAAAUGGCGAAGGGAUGCCUAUGAAAAUGCCAAGAUAUAA